Halichondria panicea is the source of this 506-nucleotide messenger RNA. RefSeq lists its product as uncharacterized. NCBI's taxonomy places the organism in Eukaryota, Metazoa, Porifera, Demospongiae, Suberitida, Halichondriidae. Gene Ontology annotation, cellular component: cytosol. The coding region runs from base 36 to 506 and encodes 156 amino acids. Gene Ontology annotation, molecular function: ATP citrate synthase activity. The transcript is spliced from 4 exons. Gene Ontology annotation, biological process: acetyl-CoA biosynthetic process; fatty acid biosynthetic process; tricarboxylic acid cycle. The record is from RefSeq and is a predicted model, not a curated record.
UCCGCAGUAUUGCGUAUGUGUCCCGAUCUGGAGGCAUGUCCAACGAGCUCAACAACAUCAUCUUCAGGACAACCAACGGUGUCUAUGAGGGCGUGGCCAUCGGAGGAGAUAGGUAUCCCGGGACCACGUUUAUGGACCACGUGCUACGUUACCACGACGAUCCCAACGUGAAGAUGAUUGUCGUAUUAGGAGAGGUUGGUGGUAUUGAGGAGUACGCUCUGUGUGAUGCUAUCAAGUCUGGCCGUCUAUUCAAACCCACCGUGGCGUGGUGUAUCGGCACCUGUGCCAAGAUGUUCUCCACUGACGUACAGUUUGGUCAUGCGGGGGCGUCUGCUAACGGUGAGAGAGAGACAGCUGAUGCCAAGAAUAAGUUUCCCAGCUUAGCGUCGGCUAGCCAUCAUCCUGAGAAAACAGAUCCCAACAAACCAAACACAAGUGCAUGGGAUAGCAAUCAACCAUUUCUGAAUGAGAUUUGCAAGUUGUUGAUGGAGCAUAUGAAUCACUGA